AUGAUAGUCACUAAUCCACAUCCCGCACCUGUUGGACCCGUUCCUCCUCCAGCAACCACCAUGGCUCCAAAUGUCGACAGUCUGGACGAUGAACCAGAAGUUGUUGAAGCUGCGCCCCAAGAGAUACCAACUGAAAGCCAUGAAUUGGCAAAAGCAGACCAUGAGGAAAAAGGUGCUGCUCAGAUAGAUCAUGGUCAGACAGAGGUUCGAGAUCUUGGAUGGGAUCCGGAGGCUGAAGUGCCACAGCCUUUAGUUGGAGGACUUCCAAAUGAAGAGUUGUGGACCUUGGUCAGGAGAUUCAACAAGGUAAGAUCUUAUAUUUUUACUUUGGGGCGUUGACAUACAUUGAGUUGGGACGCUAGUUGACGAGCUCUGAGUAGCAAUUGUACCAUGUUAAAUCUCUCCCUGGACCUCCACUUGGAGGACUUGACCUGAAUAUUGCCGACGAGGAGGAGUUUUCUCCCGAUAAACUACGAGCCAAAAUCGAACGGCUUUAUAUGACAGUGGUCAUCGGCGCUGUUAGUUUCUAUAAGCACAUCGCAAGACUUCGCUCAUGGCGCGAACGGAACCGAACCCUCGCUUUCCUGGGGGUCUACUUCGUAGCAUGGCUUCUCGAUUUUCUCGUCCCGACACUCAUCUCAUUCAUCAUGGUCCUGAUUGUUUAUCCCAAGUCUCGAAGUUACUGUUUCCUGCCGGCUCCGAUUGCUCUGAUCGAUUCCAAGACUGGAGGCGUCAAGAAGCCGAGUGCAGGGGUUUUGGGAAGCGAUGACUCUUUGACUGGGGCUCCUGAGAAGCAUCAAGGAGAGGCGGUUGAACAGGAAGCUAGUAAUUUCGUUAACAGCUUUACCUCCAUUGCCAUCUCUUCGGCUUCCGGGAAACAUCCUCAGGGAGAUCCCCAUAGUCAGGAAGAAGGAGCGAGUAGUGUUGAAGACAGAACCCCAGACCCUACAGAUCUAGCGGUGGGUGCUGCGAAUGCGAAAGACAAGGCUUCAGGAGGAAAGACGAAUGCCGCGCAUGAUAAGACCAAGGAGCCUAUGUCUGCAGCGAUGUGGUCGAAGACUAGACCAGUUAUGCAUAUCAUAACCGAUAUAUCAGAUGGCUACGAAAGAUUUGCCAACGCUUUAUCGCCUACAGCACCAUUCCCAAAGGAUAAACCAAGAAUUAAACUCGCAGCCGUUCUCGCUCCAGUUCUCCUCGUUUCCCUCUUUACCACCUCCUACAUGUUCUACAAAAUAAACGGAUUCCUCAUCGGGUUUGCGUUCUUUGCAGAUCCGAUUAUCUGGCGUGGUUUAGAUUACUUGAACCGAGAAUUCCCACAUUGGCAAAAGUUAUUGGAGAUCAGGAAUACCCUCCUCAAAGGUGUCCCUACGAAUGCUCAGCUUACCAUCACCUUACUACGCAUCGGGGAACACAACAAAGCUCCCCUUCCACCACCACCUUACUCGGGUCCACCCCCUCCAGAUGUUGCACACGAAACCGCGGGCGAGGACCUAGAUCAUCUCGGUGAGUCUCGCUUCCCUACCCCCCAUACAAAUCCCUUCCUAACACACCCAGAAGGCGUCCCCUCCCACGAGCUCGCCUCCUCAAUCCACCCCGAACCACUCUCCCCCGCCGUAUCCGCGAAGAAGAAACACGGCAGUCGUCUCAUCGGGGCCCUCAAAUCCGCGACCAAGGGCGGCAUAGAAACCAUCCUCGGCACCGACCGCUUGAAAGCAGCAGCCGGCUCAGGACACGCCAAGAACCGGCUGGGAGUCCUCAGAGAUGGAUUGGAGAGGGGGGCUGGUCCUGUUGCGUUUCCGUGUAGGUACCAAGGGAAGAGGGGACAUGCGUAUAUCACGACCACAGCGACGAGUCCGGCCCUGAGUUGGACGACGGAGAGGGAGGAUGUGGAGCCCGUUUGGAGUGUGGCUAUUGGGGAUGUGAUGGUUCGUUCUCCUCCCCCCCUUCUUUUCAUUUUUAUUCUUCUAUUUUUGUGGGAGUGAAACUGACAGGGUGUGUACAGGAGAUCAAGAAAGUAGGUGGGCUGGGGUGGAAGACUAAACCUGUUGUUGGGUGGGCGACGUCGAGGGAGAUUGCGGAUGGGAUUAUUGUUGUUGAUAAGGAGGGGAAGACGAAGCAUCUUACUGCUAUUGCUUUACGCGAGGAUUUGUUUAAUCGUCUGAUUGCAAUGGGGGAUCAGAUGUGGGAGGCUUGGUAAGGUGGUGUAAAUAUACUGGUUCAGUACUCGUACAGUACAUGUAAUUUAAAGCGGUGUCAUCAUUGAAAAUGGCAAAAGAGAGCUCCUCCCAGGGUUCAAAUACCCGAG
Molecule: messenger RNA, 2305 nt
Organism: Hymenoscyphus albidus
Lineage: Eukaryota; Fungi; Ascomycota; Leotiomycetes; Helotiales; Helotiaceae
Source: the annotation of a GenBank genome assembly